CUAAACGCCAUAGUUCACGAUUGUACUGACACCUGAAAUAGAAUAAUUUUGAUGAAGCAAAACAAGUAGUACAGAAAACAGACACGAUAUAUUUAUAUCUCACUUAGAAGAGGUCGAGUUUGUAAUUCGCUAAAUAUAAAUCGCUGAAAAUUUUUAACCCUUGAGAAUCUUCAAAGUGUUUACCGAAAAUGAACGCAAGUCGACUCUCUGUGGUGGAGUAACCACUAACCGAUUUUUCAGUGCUUAACAUGAGUGUCAGUGAAGUCCUACUUUCCUCCAACAUGUGAUAACACUGCCAAAUGUGCUGUUUGUGUAUAAUAAAUCAAAAUUUAAGUGCUUAUUAAAACCAUGAGCAAAAUGAAAUUUUUGAUUACCUCUGAGGUAACAGCACAAGGAAGCUGCUGAAUCCCUCGUGAGCGCAAGGAGCCAUCACCAUGUCUUGGAUACUUACGUUUCUAGUCUUUGUCAUCUUAGCCCAGCACCAGGCCGAUUCUUCCGGAGUCUUUGAAUUACGACUGAUAUCAUUUGACAACGAAGCCGGGAAGGACGAUAAAGGAAGAUGCUGUAGCGGUAUCUCUGCACCAAAUUCAGAAUGUGAGGGAAUGUGUCGUCCGCGGUUUCGAAUUUGUCUCAAGGAAUACCAAGUGAAGAUCGACACCACGUCUCCAUGCACCUUUGGAGAUGUUAUCACCACUGAAUUCGAAACAAAUCCCGGAUCGGACAACUCACAAAACGGAUUCGAAAAUUCCAUCGCUUUGCCUUUUCCCUUCACUUGGCCGGGUACAUUUUCCUUGAUCGUGGAAGCGUGGCACGGGAACCAAACAUCACAUCCCGCAGUAUUAGUGAGCCGCCUGACUAGACAGAGGUGGCUGGACGUAAGCGAUAAAUGGACCGAAGAUGUGCACAGUUCGAACUAUUCGACCCUGAAAUUCGAGUACAGGGUGACUUGUAAGUCGCAUUAUUACGGCAAGGGUUGCGAGAAUUUGUGUCGUCCCCGAGACGACCAAUUCGGCCAUUAUAGUUGCUCUCCCACGGGUGAGCGGGUUUGUUUGGCUGGAUGGACGGGAGACUACUGUACCAAACCUCAAUGUCUACCUGGUUGUGACGAACAACAUGGUCACUGUACUAAGCCCAACGAGUGUCGGUGUCAAUCAGGCUGGGAAGGUCCUCUUUGCGACCAGUGCCAGCGAUACCCCGGGUGCAUGCACGGCACUUGCGUGAAACCGUGGGACUGUCUUUGCAACGAGGGCUGGGGUGGCCUUUUCUGCAACCAAGAUCUCAAUUUCUGCACCAACCAUAAACCUUGUCGCAACGGAGGCACGUGUUUCAACACGGGCCAAGGCAGCUACACAUGUAGUUGCCCCGCAGGUUACACGGGCACCAACUGCGAGUUACCCUUACACGAUUGCGCGAAGACUCCCUGUUUGAAUGGUGGUACUUGCAAUCGCAACAGCACCCUCAACAUUUGCAUUUGUCCAUCGGGCUACAGUGGUCCCCGAUGCGAGACUUCCAUCCGGAAUUGCGACGAAAAACCGUGUCAAAACGGCGGCUCCUGCACUAACACCGAUUCCGGGUACCGGUGUGAGUGUCGUCCGGGAUACAGUGGUCCCGAUUGCGAGUACCAAGCCAAUAGCUGCAAUCCGAAUCCUUGCAAAAACGACGGAACUUGCGUCGAAAGUACCAACGGCUUCACGUGCAUUUGCCCGUCAGGGUUUACAGGCGAGCGUUGCGAAACCAACAUCGACGAUUGUCUAGGAAACCCGUGUCAAAACGGGGGUACUUGCGUCGAUAAAAUCAAUGAGUUUCGCUGCCAGUGCGUUCCGGGCUACGUGGGCCCCCUGUGCCAGAACCGCGUAGACUAUUGCAUCACUAAACCUUGUGCCAAUGGUGGAACUUGUUUGCAGCUAAUCAAUGACUAUGAGUGCAAGUGCGCGCCGGGUUUUACAGGAAAAGACUGUAGUGAAGAAGUAGACGAAUGCCAGGUUGAACCUUGCCAACACGGUGGUACUUGUGUAAAUCGGGUCCACGGUUUUGAGUGUUAUUGUCCGCCCGGCUUCUUGGGCCGGCAGUGCGAGGAAGUGUCGUCCAGCGCCGCUCCGAGUGCGAGAGUGUCCUCCGAGUCGAACUUGACGACGGAACACGUCGUAGUCAUCGCGACGAUUUCAACAUUCGUACCGCUAGUAGUAUUAAUCGCAGUCGGCGUCAUCGUUUGCCUGAAACAACGCCGCAAACGGGAGAAAGCCCGGGCCGACGAGGAAGCCAGACUGCAGAACGAGCAAAAUACCGCCAAUAGCAGUUUCGCGAAACGGGGGGCUGCCAUGGCGGCGGACGCCCACAUGAUUAAAAACUCAUGGGGCAAAUGCACCAACAACGUGAUGAGUUCGAACAUUUCCUCGCCCGAUGACUGCAGUGUAUCCAAUAUUAGUGUUAGCGAAUGUGAUGGUUUCCCUAAAUCUACUAUGCACCAGGUCAUAGACGGAAGACCAGUGUACAGUCUACAGAGAACGCGUUCUCAAAAGCAACUAAAUACCGAACCGGGACCUCGUGCUUCGGCGCUUCUUGCAGCCAAACUGCAUGAGCCCGAGUACGAACAUAUUAAACGUUUGUCUGUGAUGUCAAACGCGUCGGCUGUGUGUGGCUCCAGUGACCCCUCCCUGCUCAAGAGGCCGGUGGAAAAGGAGUCCAAUGGCGUUUAUGUGAUAGAAGAACACUUCCUCCGCCCGGAUGCAAUUUCAGCGGGUCUCUUCGCCACGGAGGUGUAGAGUUAGUUUAAAUGUAUGACUGAUUGAGUGGAUGUGACGCCGAUCCAGCGGUUAGCUUAGAGCACGAUGUACAUUUAUAUUUAUUAUUCGCUCUAAUUGCUCGCGCGCUGGAUCGUCGAUGUAACUUAUGGUUGCAUGUGUAUUAAAAUUUGGGACUGAUUUAGUCCCGCGUCCAAGGAGCCUUCGCCCUGCCCGUGACGCCGCUUUAAACUCCGCCAAUAACGAGGACUAGAACUUCGCUCCAAUGAUCACACUUUUGUUUAUAUUGUAAAUAUUACGUUAGGAUAAUUUUUCCGCGUCUUUUUUUUUGUCAUUGAAGGAAGAUUCUGGUUAGAAAACCAAAGAUUUUGGUGUAGUAGAAAGCCUGCUUUAAGGGUCGGGCGCGGCGCCGACUCGUCAAGUAGUAUGUAACUAAUAUAACACUUAAAUUGUUAUUGUAAUAUGUGAUGAAUCUAAAAUUAACUAAGUCAGCGUUGUCUACUUACAUGGACUUAUCUCAAUACUUGUAAGCAUUUUUUUCUUAUUAAAAACUUGCUUCCGAUUUGAACUUCUCUUCUUUUUUUUCAUUUGGAGCUCUAGUCAGAAGCAACUUACAUGAUCUUUUAUAAUAUGAUCAACGUUAAUUAGUAUUAAACACUGUAUCUGAUCAUGAUAAUUUUGAACAAAGACGUAAUGUUCCUCCUAUUAUAACUAAGUCAUUUGCUGUUGUGUCAUAGAAUGAUUAUAAAAAUCGUUCUAUGACACUGAUCUAAAACACUUGUUGUACUACUUAACCACUUGGACAAGUUUAAAGACUUAUUAUGUCAAAAAGACCUUUUGUAAUAUAUUAUUGUAUAUUUAAAGCAUGUAAACUAAAUGUCAUAUUACAAAUUGUUCAUGUUUCUUAAUUAAACCUUCCCUAGUGAAGCUGUAUUGUUCCUUACGUGAAUGAUGUUAUUUAAAGUUAUCAUAAUAAAUUUUUUGUUCUCUA
This is a messenger RNA of Tribolium madens (black flour beetle), 3732 nucleotides long. It is a transcript of the gene Delta, whose product is annotated as neurogenic locus protein delta. Gene Ontology annotation, cellular component: membrane. Bases 435 to 2762 code for a protein of 775 amino acids. Lineage: Eukaryota; Metazoa; Arthropoda; Insecta; Coleoptera; Tenebrionidae. Gene Ontology annotation, molecular function: calcium ion binding. The record is from RefSeq and is a predicted model, not a curated record. Gene Ontology annotation, biological process: multicellular organism development; cell communication; Notch signaling pathway. The transcript has 8 exons.